Cinara cedri is the source of this 1435-nucleotide messenger RNA. The record is from the annotation of a GenBank genome assembly. NCBI's taxonomy places the organism in Eukaryota, Metazoa, Arthropoda, Insecta, Hemiptera, Aphididae.
AUGGGAAAUAAAAAACAAAAACUAUCCAAAGUGAAAAAAAAUAGAGGAAAUGUUUCAUCACUUUUAAAUUGGCAAACUCAUCGCAUACAAAAAACAGUAAGUGAUGUACAGCGGUAACAUCGUAUAAUUGUGGACCAAAAUAUAUUAGUAAUUUACAUAAACAAAUUACGAAUACUAGCCCUGGAUUAUUUACAAAACAAUAUAUAAAAAGAGUAGAAAGAUCAAAAUUAAAAUUAAAAUGUAGACGUUUAAAUUUCGAAAGGUAUUAUAUAAUAAUUUAAAUUUGAUUAUAUUAAACAGAUGAGGAGGGCUAAAUCUAUAAAUAACUAGUUCUUAUAUAGCUUAUAUAUAGGUACUCUUAGAUUUGUAAAUUGUUAUAUUAUUAUUAUAUACCUAAUAAUAUAAUAUAAUAGUAUUUUUUUUUAAAUUUUUAUUUAAUUAUGCGGUGAAUAAUAUCGUAUUCUCAUUUUUUAAAAAAUANUUAUUGACGGACCAGAUGAGAAAUAUGGAGCUGUAAAUGAAUUAGAGUGUACAAUAACUGAUAUGACACAUGACAAAUAUUUAAAAGAGGAAAAAAUAUUUUUAAAUAAUUUAAAGUUAACUAUAAAAGAAAUAGAAGAAGUGGAAAGAAGAACUGUAGGACAGCACAAUAAUAAUGAAUGGCAAAAGUAUAGGAAAUCACGUCUCACAGCUUUCAAUUUUGGCAAAGUGUGUAAACUUAGAGCAAGCACUUCUCGGGCAAACACCGUCAAAAACAUACUCUAUGAUAUAUUUCAAGGAAACUCUGCUACUCGGUUUGUAUAAUAGUAAUCAAGCAUACUGUAUAAGUACUCUAAAAUCUAAGUAGUUAAAUGUUAUUUUAUUCAUACUCUAGGUACGGCAUUGAAAAUGAACCAAUGGCCAAAAGAGAUUUUGAAAAAAAAAUUUGAUGUUAAAAUUGAACCAGCAGGGUUAUUUAUACACACAUAACUUAAUUAUUUAGCCGCAAGUCCCGAUGGACUAAUAGGCAAAGACACAAUAGUUGAAAUUAAGUGUCCUCAAAGUAUGCACCGGAAGAAGCAGUAAAUAACAAAAAAUUAAAAUUUAUGAUUUAUAAUGAUGAAAAACUAAUAUUAAAAAAUAAUAAUUGUUACUAUUUCCAAGUACAAGGACAACUUAAUAUUAUAAAACGAAAAUGGUGCUAUUUUGUAGUGUGGACGCCCAAAGGUAACUUAUACUUUUUACUUCAUUUUUUAUUUCAAAUCAACAUAAUCUAAUAUUUUAUAUUUUUUUUAUAGGUUUUGUAGUUGAUAAAAUAUUAAGAGAUGAAGAAUUUUGGAAAAAUAAUAUUGGACCACAAUGCACAAAAUUUUAUAUGGAAUCUUUAGUCCCAGAAAUUAUAGACUCAAGAUUUGAUCGAGGAUUACCCAUAAGAUCUGGUUUACCGGAACCAUAA